This is a messenger RNA of Homarus americanus (American lobster), 4292 nucleotides long. RefSeq lists its product as uncharacterized. NCBI's taxonomy places the organism in Eukaryota, Metazoa, Arthropoda, Malacostraca, Decapoda, Nephropidae. Gene Ontology annotation, cellular component: perinuclear region of cytoplasm. Gene Ontology annotation, molecular function: Hsp70 protein binding; transmembrane transporter binding. The record is from RefSeq and is a predicted model, not a curated record.
UCCACCUCUUCCUCCGACAGUGCACGGUGCAUGGAGAGCCACAGAUCAUGUUCUCCACCACCAAGAGGACUAUGUUGUGUAUCACUUGCUUCAGAGAGUCAUCCAUCGACGCCCGCCUUCACUGUAUCGACCUCGAGACCGCCUACUCACAGGGGUGCAAGAAACUCGACAGGGCUGUAAUGAGCAUACGAGAGCUUCAGAACUCAGUACGUGACGGAGUGAUCCUGUUCAAAGCCCUGUUAGACGAGUUGAGGAAGAACAUGGAAACAGAGAAGCACAAUAUUAACACCUUGUCGGAGAACCUUCAGGAGACCGUCAGGAGGACCCAGGAUAAUCUGCUCAGGGAGGUUGAUGGGCAAUACGACGCUAAGGACAAGCUCUUCCGAAGUCAACUAUCAUCACUAGGGCUCCUCCCCAUCAUCCAAGUUCACCUGUUGAUGUGUACUACCUUCUCUUCCUCUGCCUCCAAGUAUGAGUUCCUUGACUUGGUGUUUCAACUGAUGGAACGUCUGGCGGCCAUAGCUCACCUGUCCCAUCCCCUCAGGCCAGGCCAGAGCAGUCAGGUCCGUAGCAACUUCAAGAGUGAGUUCUCUAGGAGCCUUGAGCCUCUCCUGUCCAACGUCGGCAAGGGAAGAGGAGAAUCUAUGGCCAUGCCUUCAGGCUCGUCUGGGUGCAGCGAGAAGCCGUCGUCGGAGGGCGGGUGUGCGUCCCGUCCGCCCUCGGCAGCCUCGGGGAUGGGUCCCACUUCCUUCGGGAUGCCGGGGUCGAGACGCUCCCUCUCCGCCGCCAAGCUCAAAAUCCUGGAGAGUGGCGGACCCUUCGCUGAGCACUGCAAGACCCACGAGAAUAAAUUUAGGCAAAACCAAGGGUACACAGAUCGAAGUAAUCAAUUCACCGCCAUUUCUUCUUGUCAACCACAGCAGGAAUUGACAGGCAAGUUCACCAGAUUAAAAGAAGAGGCUCAGGAGCUGCAUCGAGACGUAACGCUGAGGAGGUGCUUGACACGACGUGGCCGAGUGGAGGAGAUCGUCCGCGAGUGUGCCGCCCUCGAGGAGGAGUUCCGCGCCUACACGGACGAGAUGGAGGAGUUGAGGACCGUGUUUGACUCGGCGUGGGACGAGCAGAUCCAGAGAGUCUACGCUGAACAGGAAGUUUUUCAAUCUCAGGUGAACGACGUGGCCAGUCUACGAGAUGAGAACAAGAGAUUAAUGAUCAUAGCACAGCAAUUAGAGCCGUAUAUACGCUCAAUCACCGCCCUUAUGGAGAGAAUCUCACCUAAGUUACAAGUGCCACAGAGCCAGGCAGCGUCCUCAGUCUCAGUGGUAGACUCAAGUGAGAACAUCAUGCAGCAAAUCCUUGACCAGAUCAGCGCCUGCAAGCCUGAACAGCAGCAGAGAGCCGAGGGGCGGGGUUGUGCAGACGGGGCCAGCCGGGUGCCGGGUCCUGUGGAUGACUCGGGCGGCGGGUCAGCUUCCUCAACUAUGAUAUUAAGUGGGAUUCCUAAACCGCCUGACCCACCUCACGCCCGCCGGACUCCUGACGAGGACGAAGACCAAGAGAGCGAUCAUGCGCAUGGCUUCUCUCCAGGGCCGGGCUCAGGCCGAGCAGAUCCGGGCCCCACUAGGGAAGGAGGAGAUAAAUACCGCGGGCCUGUGUCGCCUGCAUCCUCCAUGGGCUCCACACUAGCGUCCUCGGCGCUGGGCGGCUCCUACGUGGAGGUGAGGAGGGCGGAGCGCGGCAUGAGACGCAAAAGGCAGAACAGUGAAGGGGACUCGUUGGUCUGGGAUCGACAUCGAGGGUGCGAAAGUGAGAGCGAAAUGGUGUCGUCGACGUCGUCUCUAAGAAUUAACCAGCGCCGCGGGUCUGAGGGCAGCGAUGUAGAAGAAGUUAAGAAGGGAGUGUUCAUGCAGCUGCUGCAGAAGGUCCGGUCACGUGAUGAGAAGAAGAAGCACGACUAUGAGAGUGACGCUGACGAGGGUCGAGCAUCGUCAAGAGAGCGUGGCGCCGUUGGUCGAGUGGUUCACAGGCUCUCUCGAACCAAGGUCAUGCCCGACCAUCACCCUGACUGCUACGUCGACCUCGCGGCCGCCGCAUUUGAUGCUUCGGCAGUUCCUGAGAGGCCAAAGUCUGCCUGUGAUAACACACUGUUGCGUGCAGCCGCCAAGCUGUACUCUGGAAUAGGUUCAGUACGAGGUAUUAGUAGCGAACCAGAACCCAACCACGGCACUAGUGCCGAGCGGCUAGACGAUAGCCAGGCGAGAGCAAUGGUCGCUGCCUGUCGCUCCCGCGAGAGUUCUCUAGGACGGGCGCGGUCAGCGGAGCGGGAGGCGGGCGGAGGCGGGGAUCAGGACUCCCAAAGCCGUGCCAGUGCCUCAGGUGCCCAGGGGGUCAAGGAAGGUCAGGAGAAUUUAACUUAGGAAGUAAAAGCCAUCGUUCACGCUGAGCAACUGGGGGGACCCAGUCGCAAAUCUCCUGGCCGUAAAGAUAUUGAGACCAUAUACGCCGUGGCCACUGUACCCCGCAAGACUACGUCAAAGAAAGAGAACAUCUACGAGAAUGUUCCGAUAUCGACGGACAUGUCCGUCGGCAGAUCUUACCGGGACGACCCUCACUCUCGGCCGGUGUUCAAGAAGCAGAACUCUCUGGACGCCCUGCCGUCAGACUCCGGGAGGAGUGGCACGUCACGUAAAAACGAGAGUGGUGGCGGCAUGACGACCGUGAGACAUGGCACACUGAGGAAGGCGGACAGCUUCGAGGGUCACGAGGAGGCGGUGAAGACCCUGGUGGCCGCUGUGCAGGAAACAAGAAUAUUAAGGCGAAAGAAGACUAAAUGAUCAUCAGUUAUAGACAUAAUUUUUAAAAAGACGUCUUUUUACAAGUAUUUUGAAGCUCAUCAUUGCCUGCAGCUGAGAAAACUAUAUUUCUUUUUCUUCUUUCAAAUCCAUUUUCAGUGCUGGAUAAAUCAAAAUAAUGGCCUGCCUAAAGUGUGAUCCUGGAAGAAAAAAGUACGAAAGAAAACAUUUAAGUUAAAACACAUGAAAGGAACGAACCCCCAAGAUGGAAUAUUUAUGUGAACUCUGACGUUACCAAAGAUAUUGUGCUGGUUAAAAAAAAUGUGUUAAGUGUUGUGAAGAUAGAAACUAAGUAAUAAUGAUGUGUUCGCUGAGUGUUAGAUACGAAGAUGUGUUAGCAAUGGUGUCAGUAAAGAGUGUCCUGUCGCAGUGAAAAACACGAUCAGACUGGCGAGUGUAUGUGUGUGUGUAAGGCAGUGGACCAGACUGACUUGACCUCAAAGCAUCGUCAGUUCGUGUCGCAGGAUGGUCCAGUGUUUGCCUCAGUACAUCAGUGGGGAAAAAUAUAUAGUCUUUGCAUAGCAAUUUCACAUUUAAGAGUAUCGAAUUCGAAUCGACACGGCUGAAUGAUUGAUAUUCUCUGUCAUCAAACAUCGUAGUAUAUUUUUAUGGAGUUGUGUGAGGUUGUACGAGAAGCUCCACAGGCCUGACGAUGGGCGACGCUUUCCGGUGCUUUACUGGCCAACAACAAACACAUUAUAUUAUUAUGUACUCUGUUCACGGAAGAUGAUGGUAAGAGUGUUAGUGUUCUCUCAUAGGAAUGUGUCCUAAGACGGUCUUUUAUACAUAUAAAAAAAAGUUCUAUAAACAUUUCCAAAAACUAAAAAAAAAAAUACGAGCCAACUUUUUAAAACAGCUGCCAGAUGUAGGAGACUUAAAUAUUCGCCAGCUUCCUCGUAGCAGCUCCCCAGUAGUGUCGUGAGGGAAGACUGUGGGGUUCACCCUCAAUAUUGGUUAAACUCUCCCACAAAGAACUCAAACAUUCAGGAUUUUAGGAAAUGUAGUGCAGCGAUAGUAACCCCCCCUGUGGGUCAAAUACUGAACAUGGGGGAAUUAUUCUACCAUAAAUCAAAAGCUAUAGACUAGGGCGCUACAUGGCUAACAGAUCAAAUAAUUUUGUCUUGAGACACAAAAGCAACUAAAUCAAAAAAUAUAUAUAUAUAUAUAUAUAAAAAAAAGAGGAAGAACUAGUGCUAGAAGUCUCAAAAAAUAUAUAUACAUACCUAGUUUUUAUCCCAAGUUUCUCAUGUGGAUUGACUGUAGAGAUUCAUCUUCCUGCGCGGCUGUUGGUACUCUCUCUCUCUCUGGGUUAUAUUGUUUAUCUCCCUGUCUUCUACCAUGUCUUCCUUCUCGUCCCUGCUUUUAUCCUUAUUCUGGAUAUUUUACUGUACACCCUAGUUUUCUCUCUCUCUCUCUCUCUCUCUCUCUCUCUGUGUGUGU